Molecule: messenger RNA, 6021 nt
Organism: Heterocephalus glaber (naked mole-rat)
Lineage: Eukaryota; Metazoa; Chordata; Mammalia; Rodentia; Bathyergidae
Gene: Kif3c
Product: kinesin family member 3C
Biological process (GO): microtubule-based movement; mitotic cell cycle
Cellular component (GO): microtubule
Molecular function (GO): microtubule motor activity; ATP binding; microtubule binding
Source: RefSeq, a predicted model, not a curated record
GCCCCACCCCAGCCGGGAGCCCUAGCGGGGCGCCGUGCGGCGGUAACAUCCCUCUCCGCCGCUGCUCCGCCCCAUCGCUUCUGUUUUUCUCCCAGUCUCCGGCGGCGGCGGGGCGGCGCGGGAGGCGGAGGCAGCGAGGCCGCGCCGGCUGCGAUGAAUGAUCCCCCAGCCUGGGGCGAGGACUCCAGGUGAGCCUCUGCCCGCGGGGUGCCCGGAACCCCGGCCGCCCGGCCCCGCAGCCGCGCCAUGGAUCCCUAGAGGACGGAGGAGAAGACAGCCUGCCGCCCACCCCCAUCCCGUUUUCCUCGUCCUUUAUCUCAUUGUUGCCGGAGCUGUUUACGGCGGCGGCGGGCGCUCGCUCGGCCCCAGCAUGGGGCGCGCUCCGGGCACUGCUCUUCGGCGGGCGCAGCCCUCGCGGCUGCCCGCGGGCUCUGCCUAGUCCGCCUCCCCAGCCCCAGCCGGUGCGCCGGUGCGCCGAGGACCGGAGAGCGGAGGCCCGGACUGCAGCGGCGGCGGGGCCACCUCCCCGCAGCAUCCCCACCCCCUGAGGCUGAAUGCGGAUUGAAGAGCGGCGCCUGGGGGCUGGGGCAGGGCCCGCCUCCGCCCCGCGGAUCCCGACCUAGGCAGCAAGACAGCGGGAGCCACACAGCGCGGCAAGAUGGCCAGUAAGACCAAGGCCAGCGAGGCCCUGAAGGUGGUGGCCCGGUGCCGCCCCCUCAGCAGGAAAGAGGAGGCCGCCGGUCACGAGCAGAUCCUGACCAUGGACGUGAAACUGGGCCAGGUGACCCUGCGGAAUCCCCGCGCGGCCCCCGGGGAGCUGCCCAAGACCUUCACCUUUGACGCCGUGUACGAUGCCAGCUCCAAGCAGGCAGACCUGUAUGAUGAGACUGUGAGGCCCCUCAUAGACUCUGUCCUUCAGGGCUUCAACGGCACCGUGUUUGCCUAUGGCCAGACAGGCACCGGCAAGACCUACACCAUGCAGGGCACCUGGGUGGAGCCCGAGCUGCGCGGGGUCAUCCCCAACGCCUUUGAGCACAUCUUCACCCACAUCUCCCGCUCGCAGAACCAGCAGUACCUGGUACGGGCCUCCUACCUGGAGAUCUACCAGGAGGAGAUUCGAGACCUGCUCUCUAAAGAGCCAGGCAGGAGGCUAGAGCUGAAGGAGAACCCCGAGACGGGAGUCUACAUCAAAGACCUCUCCUCCUUUGUCACCAAGAACGUCAAGGAGAUCGAGCACGUGAUGAACCUGGGGAACCAGACCCGGGCUGUGGGCAGCACCCACAUGAAUGAGGUCAGCUCUCGCUCCCACGCCAUCUUUGUGAUCACUGUGGAGUGCAGUGAGCGGGGCUCGGACGGCCAGGAGCACAUCCGUGUGGGCAAGCUCAACCUGGUGGACCUGGCUGGCAGCGAGAGGCAGAACAAGGCAGGGCCCAACGUGGCUGGAGGGACGGCCACUCAGUCCUCAGGUGGAGGUGGUGGCGGAGGCGGAGGUGGAGGUGGCGGCGGUGGCAGUGGCAGUGGAGAGAGACCUAAAGAAGCCUCCAAAAUCAACCUCUCGCUCUCUGCCCUGGGCAACGUGAUCGCUGCUCUGGCGGGCAGCAGGAGCACGCAUAUCCCCUACCGGGACUCCAAGCUGACCCGGCUGCUCCAAGACUCUCUGGGGGGAAACGCCAAGACCAUCAUGGUGGCCACACUGGGACCUGCUUCUCACAGCUACGACGAGAGCCUCUCCACCCUGCGCUUCGCCAACCGAGCCAAGAACAUCAAGAACAAGCCCCGGGUGAACGAGGACCCCAAGGACACGCUGCUGAGGGAAUUCCAGGAGGAGAUUGCCCGCCUGAAGGCCCAGCUGGAAAAGAAGGGGAUGCUGGGCAAGCGGCCCCGGAGGAAGAGCAGCCGCAGGAAGAAGGCCGUGUCAGCCCCGGCAGGGUACCCCGAGGGGCCGGUGAUUGAGGCCUGGGUGGCUGAGGAGGAGGAUGACAACAAUAACAACCACCACCCGCCCCGGCCCAUCCUGGAGCCAGCCCUGGAGAAGAGCAUGGAGAAUUACCUGCAGGAGCAGAAGGAACGGCUGGAGGAGGAGAAGGCGGCCAUCCAAGAUGACCGCAGCCUGGUGAGUGAGGAGAAGCAGAAGCUGCUGGAGGAGAAGGAGAAGAUGCUGGAGGACCUGAAGCGGGAGCAGCAGGCCACGGAGCUGCUUGCGGCCAAGUACAAGGCCAUGGAGAGCAAGCUGCUCAUUGGGGGCAGGAACAUCAUGGAUCACACCAACGAGCAGCAGAAGAUGUUGGAACUGAAGAGGCAAGAGAUUGCCGAGCAGAAACGCCGCGAACGGGAAAUGCAGCAGGAGAUGCUGCUCCGCGAUGAGGAGACCAUGGAGCUCCGAGGCACCUACACGUCCCUGCAGCAGGAGGUGGAGGUCAAGACCAAGAAACUCAAGAAGCUCUACGCCAAGCUGCAGGCGGUGAAGGCAGAGAUCCAGGACCAGCACGACGAGUACAUCCGCGUGCGGCAGGACCUGGAGGAGGCGCAGAACGAGCAGACCCGGGAACUCAAGCUCAAGUACCUGAUCAUAGAGAACUUCAUCCCCCCCGAGGAGAAGAACAAGAUCAUGAACCGGCUCUUCCUGGACUAUGAGGAGGAGCAGUGGCGAUUCCAGCCGCUGGUACCACCUGGAGUGAAUAACAGCCAAAUGAAGAAGCGGCCAACAUCCGCAGUGGGCUACAAGAGGCCUAUCAGCCAGUAUGCUCGGGUUGCCAUAGCAAUGGGGUCCCACCCCAGGUACAGGGCUGAAAAUGUCAUGUUUUUGGAGCUGGACGUGUCCCCUCCGGCUAUCUUUGAAAUGGAGUUUUCUCAUGACCAAGAGCAAGACCCCCGUGCACUACACAUGGAGAGGCUCAUGAGGUUGGACAGCUUUCUGGAAAGACCCGCCACAUCGAAAGUCCGGAAGUCCAGAUCCUGGUGCCAGAGUCCCCAGCGGCCUCCGCCCUCCGCCACACAUGCCUCCCUGGCCUCCGCGCCUCUGCACCCCGCGACAGUGGUGGACCGCGAGUGACAGCUUCACGGUCGCGGUCGGGCUGCCCGGCAGCCAGCCCGGCUCAUCCCCCCUGCAGCUUGGUGUGCGUGUGGGUGUGCGUGCAUGUGCGCGUGCGUGUGUGUAACGGGGUGCCACUCUGCGCCUCCUUUAUUUAAUUCCUGUUAUUUAUUCGUGGAGCCAGGCGUUGCCGGGAGCCGCCCGGGCCGCUGUGGCCACUGCGCAGCCUCCUUCGCUCCAGACUGGAAACCCCGGUCAGACCUCCAGCGCCUCCUGUGUCACCUGCCCCUAAGGGAGGCGCCAGUGCCUGAGGACCGCGCAGUGUUCACCGCCCGCCAUCGUCUCCAUCUCUGCCCUCGCCUCUAGCAUCCUCUAAGUACUUUCUGGGACGAGAAAGCUGCCCAGGUGUCCGCUGAGGACGAGACAUAGCAGUGCCGAGCUUGUGCCCCUGGCAGACAGGGCUGUCUCUACUCCCUGGGCUCAGGCGACCUCUUCCAGCCUGUCCGGCUCUUUCAAGGACUCCGAUGGCCUCACCAACGCUCCAGCCGCUUCAGCAAGAACUCCCAGCUUCCUGCCCGCUUCCCAGCCUUGGAUAGGAGUCAUGAACCAAGCGGUUGAUGCCAUGUCGGGACCGCAGGAAGUGGACCCGGACGGGUAGACGGUCAUCAAGGGAAGUUCCUCCUCUGGGUCUCCUGGUCUCUGUGCCCUCUGCGAGCUUCCUUUGGUCAACAAGUCGUCAAACCAACCCCUCACUUGUGAGAUGUGUCUUCUAACUGCUGUGCCCGAUGUCCCCUGCAGCCAACAGGUCCCAGGUCGCCGAGAAGGGACCAGGGUCAUUGUACCCCUGUCUAACCAAGGUAUCGAAAUUUCCCUCUGUGUUCAGCACAGGAAACAGAGAGCCAGGCAGAAUCUUUGCUAGCUUUGUCUGUUAGCCCUGUUUCCCAGUCAUACUUUUGGUGCACUAUUUUGUUGAAAACAGACCCAUUCUUUACCACUGAUGAAAUUCAUCCCUCCUGCCUUCCUUUGUGACAGUCAGGUAUGGAGCCAGCCUGGAGGCAACCAUGUCUCCAGGUAUGCAGGUGAUAAGUAAAUUGCUUCCAAGGAAAAAAAAUGACUUUAUUUUCUACAAGCAAGACAAAAAUUUUCAUCCUUUAGUUUUUAAAAUGCCUUUACACAUAUCCAGCCUCACAGAAUUGCCUAGAAUUACCUUUUUUAUUUAUUUUUUAUUUUUUGUACCAGGGAUCGAACUCGGGUCCUUGUGCUUGCAAGGCAGGCAGCGGAACCACUGAGCUAAAUCCCUGGCCCAAAUUACCUUUUUUUUAGAAGUUAAAUUUGAGUUAAAAUUAUCAAGUUCUGACAGACAUGGUGGCACACACCUGUAAUCGCGGCACUUGGGAGGCUGGAGCAGGAGAAUUGCAGGUUUGAGGCCCAUCUGGGCUGCAUAGAGAAUUCCAGGCCAACUUGAGCUCCACGGUGAGAUCCUGUCUCAAACAAAAAUAAGCAAAACAAGGGCCAGGGAUUUAGCACUGCCUGCCUCAAAAAUGCAAGGUGCUGAGUUUGAUCCCUGGUACCAAAAAAUAAAAUAAAAUAAAAUGAACAAAACAAAAACCCGUUCAGUUCCACAGGGACACUGGGCUCCUCCAUACUUUCCUAAUAUGCUUCUUGGAAAUAUAUCCCUGAUCCUUUCUCUGUCUUUUGAGUAGAGUCCUUGGAUCUACUCAGAAAACAUUGAUAAAUACACAGAUUUCUUAUAGAAGGUAUUGUAAUUUCUGCUGUAAACAUUUAAUAGUUUGCUAUAUAAUUUUAUGUUGGUUGAAAAAUUAGGAAAUUCUUGAAUACAAAGGACAUAAGAUCAAUACCUUGAUUACCUUUGUAGUACACAUUUUGGCAGAGGGGUGAGAGGUAAUGUCGAGUUAGGGUUUUAGGGUGGGAGUCUCUUGGCCCUAGACUGAAAGCAGUCCUGCCGCUGGGUAGAGCUGACAGAUCUGCUCUGGUUUGGUGCAUGACAGGAGGGCGGACGUGCUCUUCCCUCCAGGAGAGAAGUCUUUCUUGCACCAUUCAGGUCCUUCUCUGAGGAUCCAAGUUUUGUUUGAUUUACCUCGAUGCUCUCUUUUCUGCUGUAAUUUCCGGACUACAUGGUUGAGCCACUCAGUCGCCAUUUGCUCCUGUCCUUCAAGGAAAAUCACUGUCUUCAUCAGAGCCUGACAGGUUAAUUGAGACUCAGGAUUCAGAUCAGAGGUUUGACUGUGGCUGGGAUGGCAGUUGUGCGUGGUGGUCCCCCAAGAGGCCUGGCCGUUGAGAGACCUCCAGGGCCGCGUGGUGCGGCCUCUCCUGCUGACCUCUGUCUCGUUUGGGGAUGAAGCAGCACCUGUCGGCCCAUUUCUCCCUUGGACACCUGACGCUGCGUUGUCUGCUCACAUGUCCCUCACAGUCUUAGAGCACAAUACGCCCAACCUCACCACCCCCAGUCUAAGGGCUGGGCGCAAGGUGUGGUCGGAGGAGAACCCCCUGCCUGCGGUUUUGUGUCCGUGCGUGCGUGCGUGCGUGCGUGCGUGCGUGCGUGUGUGUGUGUGUGUGUGUGACAUGACACUCAACGUAAGAUGUGCCGGGAACAGGGCCCCUGGGGGUGGCUGGGUCUCAGUCUCUUCUUCUCUCUCUCUCCUUUUCUUUUGAUGUAUCACACAUUGGAUUGACAAAAUAAGGGCCUUGUUUAGGACCAAAUUUCCACGUUUGUUGCUAUGGUCUUUAUUUAGGACAACAGUUAAUGCAGUGGCCCAUUCUUGUCACUCUAUACAUAUGACUAUACAGGACAUAUGUAAUAUACAAAUAUAUAGAGAGAACAUUACCUUCUGUCCCCUUGACUUAGGAUGGAGGCCUCUGCUGAGCAGGAGUGCACUGCAGCUUGGUACUGCCUGCAGCCACAGGCCCCAGCCCUGUCCAAACGAACACAGUUGACAAUAAAGGAAUGAGUAUCGUUGCGGAGUUAUUUA